Temnothorax curvispinosus is the source of this 1147-nucleotide messenger RNA. RefSeq names its product zinc finger BED domain-containing protein 1-like. The annotation marks the transcript as partial. NCBI's taxonomy places the organism in Eukaryota, Metazoa, Arthropoda, Insecta, Hymenoptera, Formicidae. Gene Ontology annotation, molecular function: DNA binding. The record is from RefSeq and is a predicted model, not a curated record. The transcript has 4 exons.
AUGGAUUCUAUAGCGUCAUCAAGUUUGUCAUAUGCAAACACCGAACGAGCCGAAUCUCUACAAUCAUCUUGCUCGUUUUAUGAUCUCGGAAAAUCUCGUCCUGAAUUAAGCACAAAUAAAACUGCUAACCAACUUAAUACUGGUGAAUCAGGUGAAUUUCAAAAUCAAGAUCAAAACCCACGUGUUCAGUCAGACGAUUCACAACAAACAGUGACGAGAGACAGAGUAAACGCUGACGCUCAGGAAUCUGCAAAAAAUACAGGCAAAGCUGCAAAGAGCGAAGUAUGGCAGUACUAUACAAAGAUAGAUAGUAUAUCGGCACGAUGCAACAUUUGUAUGAAACCUAUUAUGAACAGAGGCAACACAACCAAUUUAAUGCAGCACCAAAGACGCUCUCAUUGGAUGCAUCUACCCUCAUUACCGUCAACAAGGAAACGUACGAGCCAAACAGCUUCAUUCUCUUCGGCUUCAGAAGAUGUUGAUGACCCACCACCAAAAAACCAACGUCUCCAGACGCCGCCGAAAUCAAUUAAAUCCCAGAAGAUCGACAAAGUGUUCCAGAGAAUAAGCUCAUUUCAAGAUGGGGGCUUAUCUGCUGCUAAGAUAACCAACGCGAUUCUUUUCAUGAUCGCCGCCGACAACUGUCCUCUAUCGAUCGUGGAAAACAGAGGAUUCAGAGCGCUCAUGAAGACUACGUCCCCGCUCUACAACAUUCCUAGUCGGAAAACCAUCACAAAAGACAUAGAGUUAAAGUACCACCAAAUGAAGAACGUGUUUCGAGAUAAUAUAACCGCCACUACUACUCACACGUUGACAUGCGACAUAUGGACAGAUACAAGCAAUCAAAGUUACCUUGGGAUCACCGAUCAUUACUUGACGACAGAGCUCGAGAUAAAGAACGGUUGUUUGGCCGUAUUACCACUGAGCGAACGUCACACCGCGGAUUAUAUAUCGCGAAAUUUACGGGAUUGUCUCGAAUCAUUUGGUAUAAAAACGUCCAAUGUUACGGCGAUGGUUACCGAUAGUAGCGCGAAUAUUAAAAAGGCAGCGAUCGACACAUUUGGUGCUUCGAAGCACAUACCGUGUUUCGCGCACACCCUAUCCCACGUAGUACCAAGCGUAAUGAGAACUCUACCGCAAGUCGAGA